Messenger RNA from Mugil cephalus (flathead mullet), 8608 nucleotides. It is a transcript of the gene cita, whose product is annotated as citron rho-interacting serine/threonine kinase a. Gene Ontology annotation, biological process: actomyosin structure organization; mitotic cytokinesis; peptidyl-threonine phosphorylation. NCBI's taxonomy places the organism in Eukaryota, Metazoa, Chordata, Actinopteri, Mugiliformes, Mugilidae. The transcript has 50 exons. Gene Ontology annotation, molecular function: ATP binding; protein serine/threonine kinase activity. Gene Ontology annotation, cellular component: cytoplasm; cytoskeleton. The record is from RefSeq and is a predicted model, not a curated record. The coding region runs from base 140 to 6568 and encodes 2142 amino acids.
AUUUGAAAGUUCACCCGGAAACAUCAACGGCGACCGAGAGGAAAACAGUGUGCUCUUUAGUACAAUAAUGGCUCCAUGUUAAUUAAAUAUAGAAUAGUAUUAGUACUCGUGUGGUAGUCUGGCAGUGUGUUAAGAAGCCAUGUUGAAGUUUAAAUACGUGAGUCAGGGAAACCUGAAAACGCUGUCCUCCUCCUCCUCCUCCUCCUCCGAUGACCCCAUCACAAGCCGCUGCUCACGACUCAAUCAGGUGUUUCAGGGCCGCGUCAGUCUGUGUGGGCAUCAGGGAGGAUGUACUUUAGGACGAGAAGAGUUUCUGGAGGCUCUGCUGCUGCUCUACCAAGAGUGCACUUCCCCAGAGCUUAUGAAAAUACACCAUGUUGCGAAAUUUGUCAAUAAAUUUUCUGAAGUGGUCUCAGAGCUGCGUACCCUCCAGCCCGGGCUUCAUGACUUUGAGGUUCGUGCUGUGGUCGGUCGCGGACACUUCGCUGAAGUCCAAGUAGCCCGGGAGAAGGCGACUGGGGACGUGUGUGCACUUAAAGUCAUGAAGAAGGCAGUUUUACAUGCUCAAGAAAAAGUUGUUUUUCAUGACGAGGAGCGGAGGAUCUUGGCUCUGAACAGUAGUCCCUGGAUCCCUCAGCUUCUGUAUGCCUUCCAGGAUAAAGAUCACGUCUAUCUGGCAAUGGAGUACUUACCAGGAGGCGAUCUGAUGUGUCUGCUCAACCGAUACGAGGAUCAGUUCGAUGAGUCCAUGGCUCAGUUUUACUUGGCCGAGCUGGUAGAAGCCAUUCACUCCGUCCACCAGCUGGGUUAUGUCCACAGAGACGUCAAACCAGAGAACAUUCUCAUCGAUCGGACCGGUCACAUUAAGCUGGCUGACUUUGGAUCAGCUGCCAGGCUGACUGCUAACAAAACGGUUGCUGCUCCCACGGUGCCUGUUGGAACCCAAGACUUUCUCGCCCCCGAGGUCCUGGCGGCCAUGAGCGGGGGCGCUCACAACACCUAUGGGCUCGAGUGUGACUGGUGGUCUCUUGGGGUCAUAGCCUAUGAGAUGAUCUAUGGCAGGUCCCCCUUUUCUGAGGGCACUUCUACCAAGACCAUCCACAACAUCCUCAACUUCCAGCGUUACCUGAAGUUUCCGGAGGAGCCACGGGCCAGUAAGCAGUUUGCAGACUUGGUGCAGAGCUUGCUGUGCGGAGCGAAAGAGCGGCUGGAUUUCCAGGGACUCCGCUGUCACUCUUUCUUCUCCAGUGUAGACUGGAACAACUUGAGACACGUUCUCCCGCCUUUCGUUCCUGCGCUGCAUGCUGAAGAUGACACCUCUAAUUUUGAGGAGCCGGAGCAGGCAGCCCCCCGGCCAGCCUCAGCAGCCCAGCGAGGAGCUCUGCCAACGGGCUUCCAGGGCCAGGAUCUGCCCUUUCUAGGCUGGUUCUUCAGCAGAGCGUUGACGGUGUUGGCCAAAACCGAGUCAGUGUCUGCGGGCCUCAACUCUCCUGCUAAGACCAACUCCAUGGAAAAGAAACUGCACCUUAAAAGCAAAGAACUACAAGAAACUCAAGACAAAUGUCACAAGAUGGAACAGGAAAUCUCCAGGUUUCAGCGUAAAAUGACUGACCUGGAGUCAGUGCUCCACCAGAAGGAUGUGGAGCUCAAGGCCUCCGAGACUCAGAGAAGCAUCCUGGAGCAAGACCUCGCCACCUACAUUACCGAGUGCAGCAGCCUGAAGCGGAGCUUGGAGGAGGCACGUGUAGAGGUCUCCAGAGAGGAUGACAAGGCCAUGCAGCUGCUGCACGACAUACGCGAACAGAGCAACAAGCUGCAAGAAAUUAAGGAGCAAGAGUACCAUGCACAGCUGGAGGAGAUGCAGGUGACCAUCAGGCAGCUGGAGGAGGACCUGUCGGCUGCACGCCGUCGCAGUGACCUCUACGAAUCCGAGCUCAGAGACUCGAGGCAAACGAGCGAGGAGCUCAAAAGGAAAGCUGUGGAAUACCAGCAGAGAAUUCAGAAGGCUAAAGAGCAGGGAAAAGCAGAAGUGGAGGAGCUUCUUUCCAAGCUUGAGAAGACGAACGCCGAGCAGCAGGUGAAAAUCCAAGAGCUUCAGGACAAACUGUCCAAGGCAGUGAAAGCGAGCACAGAAGCCACAGAGCUGCUGCAGAAUGUCCGUCAGGCCAAAGAGCGACUGGAACGAGAUCUGGAGCGUCUGCGCGGAAAAUCCGACUCUAGUGACACUUUAAAGCGUCGCCUGAGAGAGACAGAGCAGGAGGGCAGGAAGACCCUGGAGAACCAGGUAAAGAGGCUGGAGAUGGUCGAGCGGCGGGAGAAUAAGCUGAAAGAUGACAUUCAGACCAAAUCCCAGCAGAUCCAGCAGAUGGCUGAAAAGAUCCUGGAACUGGAGGAAAACCUGAGGGAUGCCCAGUCAACAGCUCAGAGGAUGGAAACUCAGCUGGUUCAAAAGGAGAGGCUUUUUGAAGACAAAAUCAAGGUUCUGGAGGCCCAGAUGAAGGUAGACCUGGCUGACAAGGAGAGCCUGGAGGCCAGGAGGGCACAGCAGGAGGAGGAGUCCAGAGAGAACUGUAAACUUAUCAGCGAACAGAAAGCGACCAUUAACGCCAUGGAUUCCAAGAUGAAGAACCUGGAGCAGCGCAUCGCCGAGCUGUCAGAGGCUAACAAGCUGGCCGCUAACAGCAGCAUCUACACUCAGAAGAAUAUGAAAGCCCAGGAGGAAAUGAUCUCUGAGCUCCGGCAGCAGAAGUUUUAUCUGGAGUCUCAGGCCGGCAAGCUUGAGGCCCAGAACGCCAAACUGGAGGAGCACCUGGAGAAGAUGAGUCAGCAGGAGCAGACCAAGAGGACCCGGCUGCUGGAGCUGGAGAGCAGGCUGCGGGAGAUGGGCUUAGAACAUGAGGAAGAGAAACUGGAGAUCAAGAGACAGGUGUCGGAGUUGACCCUGUCUCUGCAGGAGCGCGAGUCCCAGAUCAGCAGCCUGCAGGCUGCACGUCUUGCCCUGGAGAGUCAGCUGCAGCAGGCGAAGACUGAACUGGAAGAGACCACUGCUGAGGCUGAGGAGGAGAUCACUGCCCUCAGGAAUCACAGAGACGACAUUCAGCGCAAGUUCGAUGCCUUGAGAGACAGUUGCUCAGUGAUCACUGACCUGGAGGAACAGCUCACACAGCUGAGUCAGGAGAAUGCAGAGUUGAACCGCCAGAACUUCUACCUGUCCAAACAGCUGGAUGAAGCAUCGGACGAGCGGGAGGAUCAGCUGCAGCUCAGCCAGGAAGUGGACCGCCUGAGGAGGGAGGUUGCUGACCGUGAGAUGCACCUCAACAACCAGAAACAGAACAUUGAGACGCUGAAGACCACAUGCAGCAUGUUGGAGGAACAGGUGGUGGAGCUGGAGUCCCUGAACGACGAGUUGCUGGAGAAGGAGAGGCAGUGGGAGGCUUGGAGAGGAGCUCUAGAGGACGAGAAAAGUCAAGCUGAGAGACGCACCAGGGACCUGCAGAGACUUCUGGACAAUGAGAAGCAGAACAGGCUGCGUGCAGACCAGCGCAGCACAGAGUCCCGUCAGGCUGUGGAGCUGGCAGUCAAAGAGCAUAAGGCUGAGAUACUAGCCUUACAGCAGGCUCUGAAAGAGCAAAGACUGAAGGCUGAAAGUCUGUCUGAUACUCUCAAUGACCUGGAGAAGAAACACGCCAUGCUGGAGAUGAACGCUCGUAGUUUACAGCAGAAGCUGGAGACCGAGAGAGAACUGAAACAGAGGCUGAUGGAAGAGCAAGGGAAACUCCAGCAGCAGAUGGACCUCCAGAAGAGCCACAUCUUCCGUUUGACUCAAGGCCUCCAGGACGCCCUGGACCAAACCGACAUGCUUAAGACUGAGAGGACCGAUCUGGAGUACCAGCUGGAGAAUAUACAGGCUGUAUACUCUCACGAAAAGGUGAAGAUGGAGGGAACCAUCUCCCAACAGACCAAACUCAUUGACUUCCUCCAGGCUAAAAUGGACCAACCUGCCAAAAAGAAGAAGGGUAUAUUCGGGCGUCGGAGGGAGGACGUAGGAACCACAACUAACGGGGCGAUGGCUCCGCCGGCCCAGCCAGCAGUUCCACUGCAGUAUGGAGACAUGAAACUGGCUUUAGAGAAGGAGCGAUCGAGGUGUGCAGAGCUGGAAGAAGCUCUGCAAAAGAUGAGGAUAGAGCUGCGAUCCCUUCGAGAAGAAGCGGCUCAUUUCAAAGCCCAGGACCACGUGGCUCCUUCCACGCCUGCCCAGGCUCGACAUCAAAUCCUAAUGUCGGCCAUUGUCAAGUCGCCAGAACAUCAGCCCAACCCCAGCGGCCUUCUCAACCCCUCCACUCGGUCCAAGGAGACUUCUACCCCCGAAGAAAAGAGGAGGGUCACGUUUGAAAAAUUCGGCCGUCGUGUAAAAGAACGAAUGCAUCACAACAUCCCUCAUCGUUUCACCGUGGGCCUCAACAUGCGGGCUGCCAAGUGCGCCGUCUGCCUGGACACUGUGCAUUUUGGGCGGCAAGCUGCCACUUGUUUAGAGUGCCAAACCCUGUGCCACCCUAAAUGCUCACCAUGUCUCCCAGCCACCUGUGGUUUGCCAGCCGAGUACGCCACUCACUUUUCAGAGGCUCUGUGCCGAGAAAAGGCAAACUCACCUGCGCUACAGGUCAAAGAGGCAAGCGGGCAUGUUCGCUUGGAGGGAUGGAUGAAGCAGCCCAGAAAUGGUAAGCGUGGCCAGCAGGGCUGGGAGAGGAAGUACGUGGUCCUCGAUGGAACUAAAGUGUCCAUCUAUGAAACUGAACCAAGAGAAGACUGUAUAAAGGCUGAGGAGGAGUUUGAGCUGUGUCUGCCUGAUGGAGAGGUGACUGUUCAUGGAGCCGUUGGAGCCUCUGAGCUCAUCAACACUGCCAAGUCAGACAUCCCAUACGUGCUGAAGCUGGAAUCGCAUCCACACACCACAUGUUGGCCGGGCCAGUCCCUCUACUUCAUGGCUCCCAGCUUCCCUGACAAGCAGCGCUGGGUGGCAGUGCUGGAGUCGGUCGUGGCUGGAAGCCGUGGCUCUAAAGACAAAGUGGAUGCUGAUGCUGCAGGUGUUUCUAAAAGACAGAAGAACCUAUCCCCCCUGGUUCAGAAACUUCUGGGCAAUUCCCUGUUGAAGCUGGAGGGCGACGACCGUUUGGACAUCAACUGCACUCUGCCUCUCACCGACCAGAUCGUCUUGGUCGGCUCUGAGGAGGGUUUGUACGCUCUGAACGUCAUAAAGAACUCUUUGACCCACAUCCCUGGCCUGACCUCCGUCUUCCAGAUCCAGAUCCUGAAGGAGCUCGAUAAGCUACUGAUGAUCACUGGGGAGGACAGGGCUCUCUGUCUGGUGGAGAUCAAGAAGGUGAAACAGUCUUUGUCACAGUCCCAUCUCCCAGCUCAGCCUGACCUCAACCCCUUCAUCUUUGAGACAGUCAAGGGGUGCCACCUCUUCUCAUCUGGAAAGAUCGACAAUGGGAUCUGCAUCUGUGCUGCUAUGCCAAAUAAGAUUACAAUCCUGCGACAUAAUGAAAGCCUCAACAAGUUCUGCAUCAGAAAGGAAAUUGAGACAUCAGAGCCCUGCAGCUGUAUCCACUUCACCGGCUACAGCAUCAUUAUUGGCACCAACAAGUUCUAUGAGAUUGAGAUGAAGCAGUAUGUGCUGGAAGAGUUCCUGGAUAAAAACGACGUGACACUUGCCUCGGCCGUCUUUGCUGCCUCCUCCCACAGCUUCCCCAUCUCAAUCAUCCAGGUCACCACAGCUCCACAGAAGGAUGAAUACCUGCUCUGUUUCCAUGAGUUUGGCGUGUUUGUUGACUCGUAUGGCCGCAGGAAUCGAAGUGAGGAUAUUAAAUGGAGCCGCCUGCCUCUCUCAUUUGCCUACAGAGAGCCUUACCUGUUUGUGACCUACUUCAACUCUCUGGACGUUAUUGAGAUUCAGGGACAUUCUGCUCUCGGGCCUCACUCAUACGCACAUCUGGAUAUCCCAAACCCGCGGUACCUUGGCCCCGCCAUCUCCUCUGGAGCCAUAUACCUGGCUUCAUCCUACCAGAACAAACUCCGGGUCAUUUGCUGCAAGGGAAACCUGGUCCAGAGCCACGAAGGUGGAGGAGACCUGCAGCGUAACGGCUCCGGACGCAGUCCUAACAAGCGUGGACCUCCUUCCUACAAUGAGCACAUCUCUAAAAGGCUGGCAGCCAACCCUCUGGUCCACGGAGAUCCCGGCACGCCUCACCGCUACCGAGAGGCCCGCACCGAGUUCCGGCGGGACAAGUCCCCCAGCCGUCCACUGGAAAGGGAGAAGUCUCCAGGGAGAAUGCUGGAGAGCCGGAUAGCCGGGUCUCCUGGCAGGGCCAUGGCGGACCCGAGGUUAGAGCGCUCCCCGGGCAGGGCCAUGGCGGACCCUCGCAUGGACCGCUCCCCUGGCCGGAUGAUGGAUGUUCGCAGGGAGAGGUCCCCGGGACGUUUCGAGGAGCGUCAAAGGCUUCACACUGGCUCUGGACGCACGCCCAUAAAUCCUGUUAACAAGGUCUGGGACCAAUCAUCUGUUUGAGAGACAGCAGAGCCCCACACGCCCCAUCACGGACAGAGAGAUUGAUCUUUGUAAAGAGACGGGAAGGAAGAGAACCAGUGAGAAUGUCACCAACUCAUGAUGAAACACUGCCACACGUCUGUUUUGCCUGACAUCCAAACUGAAAAACCCCACAGAGGAAAACAACUGUAGCCGUGAGAACGUAGAGCUGGAUGAGAACUAGACGAAUAAAGAGAUGUCGUUAGAAUCAGGUUAUUUUUUCAGCGAAGAUCAACAAAAUGCCAUAUGAACAACUUGAGCAGGGUUUUUUUUUUUUUUUUUUGCGAUGCAUUUUAGCGUGUGUUCUCUACUCUCAGUGAAGGAUAAUUAGGGAUGAUUUCUUCUCCUACAAAGAAAAUCUAAGAGUUCUAACACUUGAAUUGGUGUGUUUUGCAGGCUACAGUUUACUCCAGACUAUAGUGGCUACAAUAUACAAGCACAGCCGUAGUAACGUCAUCUCUGCAAGUCAUGCCUAAAUAUUUACAAAGUGAAAAAACGGCAUAUAUAACACUGGUUCCUUUUCCACACUCAGUCUGCUCUGUCCACAGUAGCUACAGAUCAGGGCAGAUGUUUAGCAGAUUGUGCGUCUAGUAGUACUUGUGGCUCCAGCCCUGUGCUGACACGUCAACACACAAUCAUUAUAGCGGCUAAUUACAAUCAUUGUCGGCUCAGUCCUCUGUCGAGACUUGGUUCAGUGAUGCUGGCAGGACUUGGCUGGAGCAACAAAUAAAUUGAAUUCAAUUUAAAUAAACGAACAAUCGCCCCGCGCGUAGAACCACAUGUCUGCCCAGGAGUAGGUUGACACUAAAACUGCACUACCCACAAUCCCCAGCAGCAAUGGAGCAGGACCUUUCUAAUCCUCCAGAACGCUAUCUGAUUGUAAAUAGACGAGACAUAAUUUUAUAUAUAUUGAGAAGGAAUUUCAAGGCUGGUGAAGCCAUGUCUAUUUUUGUUAAAGAAAAAAAAAAAAAAAACGUGACAACGUGUCCUCUUGAAUGUCCGAUAAGUAUUCUUUUAAUAUGUCCAAACGUCCUUUAUCAAGUGAGUGAUUGUAUCUGGAUCAAACUCGUGUUAAUGCACUUCCAUCUGUCAAAGGCAAAAACCUCAGUGCUUAAUUAUAUGACAGGAGGGGGGAAAAAAAAUCAUGUUUGAAGCUUACAGCAUCGUACUUGAGCAUUUCUUUUUGUACAAUGUCCCUAACUAUUGUAUAUAACCCAGAAAUUGUUAAAGGUGAAGAUGAAAAUAAUCUUUUUUUUUUUCUUUUCUUAUUUUUUUUUGCUAUUUUUCUGAUUCGUAAAUGGCAUGGAUAUGUAUAUCUGAAAUGAAACAGAGUGUUGUCUUCUGCUUCCGACUCAUUUGGGUUAUUAUGCCACAAUUUAACAACAAAGCACGUGAAUAAUAUCUCCUUACUUUAAACUAUUACCUACUUGCACAAUGGAUUCAUAUCGCUCCCUAAUCUCUGCUUUUCCUUUUAUGAAGGCACUCUUGGCAAGUUAAAACAUCCUGUUCGAUCUGAAAAUAUGCUGAAGAUCGCCCGGCUAACAUGAUUCUUUUUUUCUUUAUUUUUAUUUCUCUACGUCAUAAUUUGAUGUAUGAGUAUUUAUCAGGGGCGGGUUUAUAGUAAUGUUUUUUGAAUGUAAGCAGAUGCCACACUUUAACUUGCCCAGCGUGUCUAUCAACGGUAAGAUGCUCAAUUUGAAAAAUCUUCAACUCCUUCAACUUUUUUUUUUUUUUAAAUGUAAACACAAAUCUUCCUGAAUGUAUUAAAGCCAAGAAGAUAUAGAGCUGAUUCUCCGUAAUGCUCAACGAAAAGCACCCAAAGCAACCGAUUGCACACAACUGGUCUUUACAGGACUCUGUACAAAAGGGUUUUUAUUUCAGUUUUAAUUUGUUUUCUCAUGUUCCUGAACCAUAAUGCCGUAACGCUGGAUAUGAUAUUGAUGUCUGCUAACAAAUGUUUAAUUAGCGUUCCCUGUAGAGAUUUUGUCACAGAAUAUUAAAUAUUAUAACCAUUGUCUUUCA